This is a messenger RNA of Sphenostylis stenocarpa, 1383 nucleotides long. The record is from the annotation of a GenBank genome assembly. NCBI's taxonomy places the organism in Eukaryota, Viridiplantae, Streptophyta, Magnoliopsida, Fabales, Fabaceae.
AUGGGUGAGAGAGGGGACGAAGCUCUAACUCCCGCGGGGAGGCUGUUCCUGCAGAAAGAAAUGAAGCAAGUAAUUCACUGUGUGAUAGGGUUGAAGAACCCCAUCCACGUGGAGUUGGUGAAAUCGGAAGUGCGGAACUCCACCAUGCUCCAGCACCCGCGCUUCACCAGCCUCAUGGUGAGAGACAAAAGAGGAGUGGAGCACUGGCGGCCCACUCAGAUAGACAUCGAUCGGCACGUGCGCGUAAUCGACGAGGCGCUUGGGGAGGAAGGGAAUGAAAGGGCCAUCAACAACUACCUUGCUGAAUUAUCCAUAGACAGUGAUGGGCUUAGCAUGGAGAAGCCCCUCUGGGAAAUCCAUCUUCUCAUGGCCCACAAGUGCAUUAUUUUUCGAAUCCAUCACGCCCUGGGAGAUGGCAUUUCUUUGAUGUCCAUGUUCCUCGCCAGUUGCAGGAAACUCAAUGAUCCCCAAGCCCUCCCCACCAUCGCUGCUGCAUCUACCACUUCACAUACUUCUAACCCUUCCUCCUCCUCUAUCCUCUUCAAUUUCUGGAAUCUCCUUGUCACUCUCUGGUUUUGUUUCGUCUUUUCCCUCGACUUUAUCCUUAAGUGUUUGUGGAUUUGUGACCCCAAAUCCACCAUAUCAGGUGGCGCCGGCGUCGAGCUCUGGCCCCGCAAAAUAGCUACUGCCACUUUCUCCCUCCAAGACAUGAAGACCGUCAAGACUGCUGUUAAUGCGACCAUAAAUGACGUCCUAUUUGCAGUUAUAUCAUCUGGGAUAUCUAGAUACCUGGACUUCCGAGCACCUAAUGGGUUGCGAGACGGUGUUCAGCUAACAGGGUUAGCAAUGGUUAAUUUAAGAAAGCAGCCAGGAUUGCAGGAAUUAUCCAAUUUGAUGAAAAGCAAUUCAGGAGCAAGGUGGGGUAACAAAUUUGGUAUGAUUCUCCUGCCAAUAUAUUAUCACAGAAGCAACACUUCAGAUCCUUUAGAAUAUUUGAAGAGAGCUAAGACAACCAUUGACAGAAAGAAACGAUCUCUGGAAGCCAGUUUCUCGUACAAAAUUGGAGAUUUAGUAAUGUCCACCCUUGGCCCAAAGUUUGCCAGCCUUCUGAAUUACCGGAUACUCUGCCACACUACCUUUACAAUCUCAAACGUGGUUGGUCCACAAGAGGAGAUAAUGAUUGGAGGCAAUCCUAUAACGUUCUUUAGAGCAAAUAAUUCUGCCUUGCCACAUGCACUGAUUUUGAAUAUGGUGAGCUAUGCUGGAAGGGCAGACAUGCAAGUGCAGGUGGCCAAAGACAUCAUUCCCGAUCCUGAGUUUCUUGCCAAGUGUUUUGAAGAUGCAUUGCUUGAAAUGAAGGAGCAGGUUAUGGCCAAAAUCUGA